AUGGCCCCUUCGACGCUGCUCCUAGUAUUUGCAUUCCUUACUAUCUACACCGUCGUACGAAGCAUUCGCCGCUACUAUGCACUCAAGGCUUUCGGAGGCCACUGGUCUGCAGGCUGGUCUCGCCUGUGGCUGCUCAAGACCCAGAGCAGCGGACACAUGAACAAGACCUUCACAGAGAUUAACCGCAAGUACGGACCAACGGCCCGGAUUGCGCCUGGUAUGCUGAUCACUUCGGAUCCGGAACUCAUGCGGCGGAUGAAUGCUGUUCGGUCGCCUUUCACUCGAGGACCUUGGUAUGCGGCGCUCAAACUCCAUCCUGAGCGGGAGAACAUCACCUCGUACAUUGACGAGCGCAAGCAUGCCGACAUUCGUGGCCGCAUGGCGCCUGGCUAUUCAGGCAAGGAGAACCCUCACCUCGAACAGGAUGUCGAUGAGAAGUUGCUCCAGAUGCACAGCCUGGUCCAAGAACGCUAUCUCAAUCGGCCUGAUGAAGGUGUCUUCAGGAUCAUCGAUCUCGCCCGCGUGACCUCAUACUUCACCCUCGAUGUCAUCUCCAAGAUCGCCUUUGGACAGACCUUUGGCUUUCUCGACAACGAUGAAGAUCCUUUCGGAUAUAUCGAGAACCUCGCCACUUUCUUGCCGGCCAUCAUAGUCUUUGGCGUGUAUACCGAAUUGACUAACAUUCUUCGGAUACCUUUGCUAAAGUAUGCUCUGCCCAAGUCCACUGACAAGCGAGGUCUCGGGCGUGUAAUGGGCUUCGCAGCUGAUCGAGUUCGAGAACGCUUCGGCACCAAGCCAGUCGUAAGAAGAGACAUGCUAGGCGCCUUCAUCAACAAGGGCCUCACCCAAGGCGAACUCGAAAGCGAGACCCUAACACAAAUCACCGCCGGAUCAGACAGCACAGCCUCCUCCCUCCGCCUAACCCUCCACUUCAUCUCCACCAGCCCCCCAAUCCUCGAACGACUCCUCGCCGAAGCCAAAGCCGCCAUCGAAACCGGCCGCAUCACCCGCCCCAUCAUCAAAGACUCCGAAGCCCGCCAACUCCCCUACCUCCAAGCCUGCAUCAAAGAAGGCCUCCGCAUGUACCCGCCCGUCACCGGCCUCCUCGCCAAACGGGUCCCGGACGGCGGCGCCAUGAUCGAAGUCAACGGCGUCGAGAAAUUCGCGCCAGCAGGCACGCAAAUCGGCUGGAACAGCUGGGGCAUGAUGCGGCACGAGAGCAUCUUCGGUCCGGACGUCGAAAUCUACCGCCCGGAGCGCUGGCUGCCGCGAGAUGCGAGCGAGAAGGAACGCGACCGCAUCACGCGCAUGACGGAGACGGUGUCGUUGUGUUUCGGGUAUGGGCGUUUCGGAUGUCUGGGACGCGGUGUUGCGACGAUGGAGUUGAACAAAGCAAUUCUUGAGACGUUACUGCGCUUCAACCUCCAACCCUGCAGCCUUGCGAAGCCGUUUGAUGAGAUGGUCGUGGGGUUUUACGUGCAUGAGAACAUGAAUUUUGUGGUGAGUGAGAGGAAGGAGGAGGUGGGGGCGGUGGUGAAUGCUGGAAUAGCCAUUGAUGCUGGUGCGAUUGCUGGGGCUUAUGAGGAGUAA
Messenger RNA from Zasmidium cellare ATCC 36951, 1590 nucleotides. RefSeq lists its product as uncharacterized. Bases 1 to 1590 code for a protein of 529 amino acids. Gene Ontology annotation, molecular function: iron ion binding; heme binding; monooxygenase activity. The transcript has 3 exons. NCBI's taxonomy places the organism in Eukaryota, Fungi, Ascomycota, Dothideomycetes, Mycosphaerellales, Mycosphaerellaceae. The record is from RefSeq and is a predicted model, not a curated record.